Molecule: messenger RNA, 701 nt
Organism: Westerdykella ornata
Lineage: Eukaryota; Fungi; Ascomycota; Dothideomycetes; Pleosporales; Sporormiaceae
Exons: 1
Coding region: 1-504 (167 amino acids)
Source: RefSeq, a predicted model, not a curated record
AUGUCGAUGCUUAAAUCUGGAUCUCAGAGAUGUGUGCGGUAUGCCCCGCAACAUGGUUUCUGCUCUGGUCUUUUAUCUCCUGGGCGCAGAGGGCGUGCCACUCAUUCAAUGUCAAAUUGGGAUCCCUUGGAUAUCACUUUCACGGUUAGGAGUGGACAUCGUCUCUAUAUGAAGGACAGUAACAUCGAACCCAGUGAGAGUUGCAGACUACAGGAGGAUGAAGUAUCAAGCAUAGGACCUCAGAACCGUGGAGUAUGCUAUCACUUCGCGCCACUGUCGCCCAAUGCAUCCCUCCACGGCUUCUGUGAGCCCAAGGUUACGGCUUAUCCCAGCGGUGACAGGGAAUUGCCGACAAACGCUGCCGUCCGCAAACCGCAAACCUGGCGUUCCGCCGACCCCGGAAGUGACUCUCAUAUCAACGUCAGACUUGACCUUGUCAGUACUAUCAUCUAUCCAUCGCGAACGCCGGUGGUAUUACUUGGCGAUGAAGUAGAACGUGAGUGAUUCCCGAUGCAGUACCUAGAGCUGCUGAUCCAAGAAAGUGUUCUCUUCCCUCAAUAUCUGUGGUGCCAGAAGAGGCAAAGUUCUCAAGGGUGCACGAGAGUUUCGCAGAAUUCUACCAGUAACAGACGCUCUCAAGGAUUUCUCCGAAGAAGUCAUCCCCACGCGGCUAUUGUUGUUCGGUGGAAUGGCACCAUGAG